AUGCUUUCACCUCAUUAUCGCCAUCUUCUUUCGACUUUGUGCGUGCUGCUUUGCGGAUCAGUGGCUAUCCAAGCAACUCCGUUGCUGGAGCUUGAUCCGCGGGCCGACAUAUCAUCUACACUAGGGCCCAAAUUAUCGCCCGGGGCUCAAAUUAUUCUAAAAGGAUCACCUGAAUUCGUCAAUCAGACUAUUCGAUGGACGACCUUGGGCGCGCCCACGUAUCAAGCAGCCGUGGAGGUUGUAACCGAACAAGAUGUGGUUGAGACGAUGAAUUAUGCGAUUCAUAACAACAUUAGUUUCCUAGCAUCAUCACCACGCCAUGGCUACUCUUUGACUCUGGCAUCCAUUGAGAAUGGCAUUGAGAUUGACCUCAAAAACUUCAAUCAAAUCCACGUCGAUGCCCAAGCGAACCAGUUGACUACCGGCGGCGCAGUCAUUUUUGAAGAUGUGAUUGAUGCGCUCUAUGCUGCGGGCAAGGAAAUGCCGACCGGCUCAUGUUCCUGCGUUGGCUUGAUAGGAGCAACGCUUGGAGGUGGCGUCGGUCGACUCCAGGGCCUGCAUGGCUUGAUUCUCGACUCUCUGCUCUCUGUCAGAAUUGCACUCGCAGAUGGCUGUGUAGUAACUGCGUCCGAGACGGAAAAUGCGGACUUGUUCUGGGGCAUCCGCGGAGCAGGUCACAACUUUGGGAUUAUUCUGUCUGCAACCUACAAAAUCUACGAUCAAGUACCACAGGGAAAGCAUUUCAACGCAGACUUCAUCUUCGCUGCAAAUAAGACAGAGAGCAUGUAUACCAUGCUCAAAGGCCUUGCUGCAAACCAGCCGCCUGAGCUUUCAGCUCUUGUUUUGUUCAAUUGGGACAAGGAUUUCAACCAGACUGUCAUUACUGUCAACGCCGUAUACGCCGGUCCCGAAGAUGCUGGCCGCGCAGCCGUGCAACCCUUUGUUGACCAGGGACCGCUAGUACAAAACUUCACCGUGGUGCCGUGGAAUAAGUUGAUCCAGACAGCUGGCUUUGGCUUCACUGGCCCGGCGAUUUGCGAAAAGGGCAACCGGCGCAGCCAGUGGGCGGCGGGCGUCAUAAACAUUGAUCCACCAACAUACGUCAGCGUGCUGAAGCAGUUUGAAGAAAUGAUUACAGAGUAUCCUGCAGCCAUUGAUAGCUCUGUCGAUUUCCAGCUCUUGCCAAACCAGGCAGCCGUUGCCGUGCCCGAUGACACCACAGCCUAUCCAUAUCGCGACUUUAUCGCUCAUGCACUCCUCGAGUUCAAGUACACCACAUCAGCUCUCGAUGACGCCAUUACUGGGUACGCUCAGCGCAUGCGAGCCACAAUGGCCGCAACCGCAGGCACGGGCGGACUCGAGGUUUAUUCGAGCUAUUCUCACGGCGACGAGACGCCUCAGCAGCUCUACUCUGCGCGCAAACUCCCGCGCUUGGAGGCGCUGAAGAAGCAAUACGACCCGCUCGGCGUGUUCAGCCAUUACCAUCCCAUUCCCUUGUCAUAG
Molecule: messenger RNA, 1503 nt
Organism: Xylona heveae TC161
Lineage: Eukaryota; Fungi; Ascomycota; Xylonomycetes; Xylonales; Xylonaceae
Product: FAD-dependent oxidase
Exons: 5
Coding region: 1-1503 (500 amino acids)
Molecular function (GO): oxidoreductase activity; FAD binding
Source: RefSeq, a predicted model, not a curated record